AUGACAUACUACGGAGGAUAUUCACAGGGUCAAGACAUGUAUGCAGACAUGCCAACUCAUGGACCUCCUCAAAACUAUGGUCAUGUACCCCCAGCAAAUUAUUAUCAGACGCAGUAUCAGAUGUACCAACAACCAAGCCAACACUAUGGCAGUUAUGGCAACUAUUACACAAAGAAUGUAUUUCAAGUGAAUGCCUGGGAAGCAUAUCAGUUCAGACAUCCAAGUGAUCUGGAAAUGGUUUUUACACAAGAAAUGCAGAAAAAUCCUGAAAAUAUGAUGAGAAAUGCAAUUCAGUCAGAGGAUUUGAUGAAUGUCCUGAACAACACCCCUAGCAUACGUAACUUUUUUAGAAUAAACUGGAGUAGAGAAAUGUGCAGCAUUAUGAUUGCCAUGCUGGAUAGAUCUCAGGAUGGCUUCAUGCAGUGGAGUGAGUUUCUGGAACUUCAGCAGUGUCUGGUAGCCUGGUACAAGAUCUUCUGUCAGCAUGAUGUAGACAGAAAUGGAUUCAUUGACGCAUCAGAGCUCAUCAGAGUCAUCAGACAAUUGUUUGGCUACCAGAUCCAACCAGAAACACUGGAGACAAUACUUAAACGUUAUUCUCGUGUGGUGCCACCUAACAGCCGCUGUAUCAUUGCAUUCGAUGACUUUGUGGCCGUCUCUAUAAGACUUCGAGCGUACACAGAUGCUUUCAGAAAGAGAGACAGUUUAACACAUGGGGGAACAGAAACUGGAAGCUGUAUGCUUGGCUAUGAUGAUUUUCUGAGAUGUGUCCUAUGUCUAUAA
Candidula unifasciata is the source of this 783-nucleotide messenger RNA. The record is from the annotation of a GenBank genome assembly. Lineage: Eukaryota; Metazoa; Mollusca; Gastropoda; Stylommatophora; Geomitridae.